GGUGUAACCGAAGAUUAGAGCAAAUACCGCGCAGUAUCUGCACAAUUAGCAAAGAAUUGAGGGUUUAAUUAAAGCAGCAGCAUGUGUGAAGGGCCCUCAGCGAUCUCUGGUCCCAUUCCUCCAGACCCCACACUGGUUCCUGAGUAUUAUAAACGGCCGUCCUCUGCUCGUGGUCGGCUGGAGGGGAACGCUCCUCUUCUGAAGGGUCCGUUAGCACCAGAUCCUGGGUGUUACAGCGCCCGCUCCACCCCUCGACCCCGCAUCGGUGCCAACGCCGCUCACAUCCUAGAGAGAGGACAGAGAGGGGUUGUGGGAGACCUGCUGAAGCUGGAGGGAGUGGCGCUGAACCCCAGCCCAGCCAAACCUAAACCUGCCAUACGGGACUUUGGUAAAGAAAAUGUUCGCAAGCUACGUGAAAUCCAGAAGCGCUUUCGAGAGCUGGAGACGCAGAGAGAACAUGCCAAACCUGUGCCGGUUAAAGCACUCUGGAUCUCUCCAAAAUACCAGGAUGUUUCCUCCAGAGUAAUGGCCCAGUUACAGGAGACGAGCCCUCCUAAGAAAGCCGAAUGUCAGAGCUUCCUGAAGGCUCAUUCUCUGUGUGGAGCUGGAGGUCGACCACCGCUCCGCCGCUCAGAGAGCGGACCGUCACCAGCGGCAGGAGACUCGGAUUCUGAGAUGCAUGUGAGAGGACACACGGUGGACUUCGUGAAUCAUAACGCUCGUGCCGCGGCGAAGACGAACCUGAGGAGAUCGCAGUCCUUACAGAACCUCCGAGACAAACCGCAACCCAGCGCCGAGAAGAGCAGAGUACCACAAUAUCUGGAGCAGAGGAAGUUGCAGUGGAAGAAAGAGGAGGAGAAGAGGAGGAGAAACACUCCUGAUCCGUCCGUUCCUGCUGGACACACUCAGAUUUCUGAAAGAGAGAGACAGGAGACCCUGCAGUCCCUCGAAGACACUCACAGGUCUCUGGUCAGUGAGCUGCAGUCUCUCCCCGUCAAAGCCGACACAAUGAGCGUUCGCUCUCGACGCGCUCAGCUCGAUCAGCGGCUCUCAGAGGUCGAGGAGGCCAUCAAAAUCUUCUCACGGGAUAAAGUCUAUGUGAAAGUCAACUCUUGAGAAACCACACUCAUAUCAAGCGGUUUCUUUUAUAUUUAUGUAUUUAUUAGUUAUGUGUUAAGAGCAGCAGGUGCUCUUUCGUUUCCUGAGUUCACUGCAUUUGAACGCUUGACACUAUAAAGAGAUUUGUGACUAAA
Messenger RNA from Sinocyclocheilus rhinocerous, 1253 nucleotides. RefSeq names its product enkurin domain containing 1 (gene enkd1). Bases 82 to 1116 code for a protein of 344 amino acids. The record is from RefSeq and is a predicted model, not a curated record. Gene Ontology annotation, cellular component: cytoplasmic microtubule. Lineage: Eukaryota; Metazoa; Chordata; Actinopteri; Cypriniformes; Cyprinidae. The transcript is spliced from 8 exons.